GUUAGGUUUAUCCCCUAUAUCUACUGAUAUAUCAAAAAAAAAAAAAAAAAAAAAACAAAAAAAAAACAACUCAAACCGUUCAAACUGGUCUAUAAAAUUGGCCACCCUGUAGUAGUAACUUGUAUUUCGCCGUUUGGCAUCACGUGAUCUGCAGAUAAGGGUCUUACUUCUUAUCCUACGUCAAAGCGCAGAUAAACUGACCCCUUUACUUCCCGGUGUUGUUCACAUCAACCGGUGCAAUCCGGCUGAAGACAAGCGUUUCGAAAUGUUGAACAGCUAGAUAACGAGUCCAUGUGCUUGCCGGUCGACUUCCAGUUUCCUUAAUACUGAAAAGACGAGGUCGACGAUUGUGCUUUGUUUCUCGUGGGAAGAGGGCUGUUUACAAAGUAUCUUAUACUACCCCUGGCAUGUGAUCCUUGAAUCACAGAUACAUACUGCUGGCAGUACAGUUGUACCAAGGAACAUUUGUAGUCAGACACAUCCGAAACCAUCCCACCCCAGUAACACGAGCUCAUACACGUGAGGACUAAACACGGCCAUGACCUCAACACGUCUGCUGUAACUGAGGAAAUAUUUUUGAACAUAACCACUGAGAGACUGGAACCUGUGGACACACCAACAUGGGGGGCUCGUCGUCCACAGCUGUGUGCUCCGUGUGUCAAGCAGUUCCCACCUCACCCUGCGUCCUGUCCUGCAAACACAGCUUCUGCCUGAAGUGUCUGGAAGAGAAGGUAGGGGGACAUAAGAAAGUCAUCUUGUGUCCUGUUUGUAACUCUUCAUCUGAGAUGCCUGCCGGAGGGGUCCGUGACCUCGCUGAGGGUCACAUGAUGUGUCACGUGCAUGGCGAGGAACGUGUCAUCUUCCAGUGUAGGCAGUGUGACCAAGUUAUCUGUAUCAGGUGCAAGCUGACCAGACAUGAGGGGCACUUCACCCAAGACCUGUCGGAGGUCGCUGCUGAAGGCAAAGAGAAGAUAAAAAAGGAGUUACCUCGCCUGCGUGCCUGUAUCAAAAAUAUGGAGCAGAAGGUGAUGAUACUUGAAGAAAGGGAGAAGUUUGUCCGAGACAAAGUCCAGGCCCGACACGAUCGUGUGGUUGCCCUGGCAGGAGCAUACCGCGACUGGGCUCUGAAAAAUCUGGAGAAAAUGUCGGACACCAAGGUGGCAGGUGAUGCAGAACCAGUGAAAAAGCGCCUCAACGCUCUGGUCCAGCUCCAAGACCGUGCUGAACGGGCGCUGAGUUCCACUUGUGACACGGAUGUCCUGCAUGUGGAGAGAGAGAUGACACUAGGACAAGGAAGCCCCAAACGGCUGAGUGAACUUCAAACUAUAUCGCAGUACACCAGUUACUUUCCUGUGCUCCCCCAUGAAUCUAGUGAAGAUAACGACUUGAGGAAGGACGUCAAGGAUUACAUCGAGAAGUACAUCGGGUCGCCAGUUGGUUACAUCUUACCUUCUAAGAGGUAGACUAAUAAACUGGACACCUUAAGCAAAAGACUUCUCUAGAUAUUUAGUGGAGGGCCACUUAAAAGUGUUUUUGUGUCUACCAUCCAUCACGUACUUUAAAUAGAAAAAAGCUUUUAAAAAAAUAAAGCUCAAAGUGAUUCUAACUGUCGGCUAUGUAAAAUAAAAAGUUUUACCGAAAAA
Molecule: messenger RNA, 1643 nt
Organism: Pomacea canaliculata
Lineage: Eukaryota; Metazoa; Mollusca; Gastropoda; Architaenioglossa; Ampullariidae
Product: tripartite motif-containing protein 2-like
Exons: 4
Coding region: 621-1463 (280 amino acids)
Molecular function (GO): zinc ion binding
Source: RefSeq, a predicted model, not a curated record